Messenger RNA from Vicia villosa (hairy vetch), 2351 nucleotides. Its product is annotated as transcription factor MTB1-like. The record is from RefSeq and is a predicted model, not a curated record. Gene Ontology annotation, biological process: regulation of DNA-templated transcription. Gene Ontology annotation, molecular function: DNA-binding transcription factor activity; protein dimerization activity; transcription cis-regulatory region binding. Gene Ontology annotation, cellular component: nucleus. The transcript has a single exon. Bases 260 to 2047 code for a protein of 595 amino acids. Lineage: Eukaryota; Viridiplantae; Streptophyta; Magnoliopsida; Fabales; Fabaceae.
UUAAAACUAACUCUCUCUCUCUCUCUCUCUACCCUACACACAAUCACGCCACACUCCUCUCUCCUUUAAUUUUCACACACGCACCACACCACCCUUUCCUUCACGUUCUCAAUCACCACCACCAACAAAAACAACAAACUUCCCUUCAUUCUUUCUUCCAUACAUACACCAAAAACAAAAACCCCCCUCUUCUCUUUCUCCUUAAUGUCUCUUUCAAUUUCAUCACUCACUACCAUUUCAUAUACUCUUCCUUUCUGAGAUGACUUCAACAAACAGCAUGUCAUCAUUAUCAUGGGAUGAACAAGAUAAAUCCAUGCUUCAAACCGUUCUUGGUCCUCCAGCUUUUCAUUUCUUGAUAUCAAAUUGUUUAUCCAACGAAACUGUCUUAAUCGCUGUUGGUGGUACUGGUAGUGGUAGUUGCAGUGCUGAUUCUCUUCAAAACAAACUCUCUGAACUUGUUGAAAACUCAUCAACCUUCAAUUGGAACUACGCUAUUUUCUGGCAACUUUCUCAAUCGAAAACCGGCGAUUACGUUCUUGGUUGGGGCGAUGGAUGUUGCAGAGAACCAAACGAAGAAGAACAACAAGAGAAUGAAGUUUUAACCCUUGGAAGAAAUGAAGAACAAGAGAGGGUUGAGCAGAAUAUGAGGAAGAGGGUUUUACAGAAGCUACACAAAGCUUUUGGUGGUUCUGAUGAAGACAAUUACGCUUUUGGCCUUGACCGUGUAACCGACACAGAGAUGUUUUUUUUAGCUUCUAUGUACUUUUCUUUUCCUAAAGGGUAUGGUGGACCCGGUAAGUGUUUUGAUUCUGGUCAAAAUUUGUGGUUCAAAUCUCUUUCUGAUGAUUACUGUGUUCGUUCUUUCUUGGCUAAAUCUGCUGGAAUUCAAACUGUUGUUUUACUGCCUACUGAUUUUGGUGUUCUUGAGUUGGGUUCUGUUAGAAUCUUGCCUCAAAGCUUUGAGUUGUUGAACAAUGUUAAGUCAUUGUUUACAAUUUCAAAUUCUGUUUCAACCACACAACCGUCGUCAUCAACGUUGUUGUUGUAUCCUAGUCCUAGUGUGAUCAAUGAGGGAAGAGAUGAUGAAAGUGGAGUUUCAAAUGGUGUUGUUCAUGUUCCAGUUCCACCAAAGGUUGCUUUGAAUUUGAGCAAUGGUCGUUCACAUUUUAGAGAGAAACUUGCUAUUAGGAAAAUGGAUAGUACUAAUAACAUUAACUUUCCUAGUUCUAGAAAUGGUGUUUCUGGUUCUGCUAGUUGGGGAAAGAAUCAAGGUCCAGGUGAAGUUUUUGGUUCUAGUAAUGGUGUGAGGAAGGGUUUUAGCAACUAUCAACCACAAAGGAGACAGGUUCUACCACAAAGACAGGUUCAAAUGCAAAUUGAUUUUUCGGGAGCGAAGUCGAGGGCUAAUUCUGUGAGACCGGUUAUUGGUGAAUCGGAAGUUGCUGCGGCUGAUGUUGAGGCGGAUCAGGCUAAUGAUGGAAAGAGGCCGAGGAAGCGCGGAAGGAAGCCUUCAAGUGGAAGGGAUGAGCCUCUCAAUCAUGUGGAGGCAGAGAGACAAAGACGUGAGAAGCUUAAUCAGCGUUUUUACGCUUUAAGAGCUGUUGUGCCGAAUAUUUCCAAGAUGGACAAAGCGUCUUUACUUGGUGAUGCCAUUGCUUACAUCAACGAGCUUCAAGCGAAACUCAAGAUCAUGGAGUCUGAGAAAGAGACACUCGGAAGCAGUACUCCGAGGGAUGGAUCAGCCAACUCAAGAUCAGAAAAACACCAUCAAGUUCCUCCUCACGACGUUGAUAUUCAAACUUCUCAGGACGAAGUAAUCGUGAAGGUGAGUUGUCCUAUUGAUACUCACCCCAUUUCGAAAGUAAUUGAAACAUUCAAAGAUGCACAAAUCGGUGUAGUUGAGUCGAAGCUCGUUGCGGCAAACGAUACAAUCUACCAUACAUUUGUAAUUAAGUCAGAAGAACCCGAACAACUCACCAAGGACAAGUUGAUUGCAGCAUUUUCCGGCGAAUCCAUCUCGUUACAAACACAAACUUUGUCCAUAUAGGCAUCAUCAUACAUAGAGAAGGAACCAAUUUCUAAACCUUCCUAUAAGAAAUUUUUGUUGUGCAGGUGAGAAACCAUCUUCAGAAAUGCUUUAGCAGUGGCAACUAGACAGAAGUAGAAUAAUAUAUAGCUAGAUUCUAUUAACACACCUGUGUAUAGGACAACCAAUUUAUGUUUGUCUAUAGUAUACACAGUUUAAUUAUCAGAAACAUUGUUCCUGCAAUGUUCAUUGUUUUAUUUAUGUAACUGAAAUGUUCAAAGGAUUUAUGUCUUUUCUCAAGUUUUAAUCUUGUUUUUUGUUGUUA